AUUAUUAACAAAAUAAUUAAUUGAUAAUAAAAAUUUGUUGUGUAUAAAUAAAAUUUUUAUUUGUUUAAUAUUUUAAUAAUUAUAUAAUAUAACGUACAUUUAUCUAUCUUCAUAUUAUUUUUUCAAAGUUUUCUUUUUGAAGUCGUGUCACUUGUGUGACUACACACAACUGACUAACUGACUACACACAGUCCAAUUAAUAAGUGCAAGAUGGCAAGCGAGGUAAAUGAAAUUGCUGCUGAAGCGAGUGAAAAUAAUGAAGCGAUUACGGGAAGAAUAUCUUCGACAUCUGAGGGAAUGGCCCUUGCUUAUGGAAGCUUGAUAAUUAUGGCUAUUUUACCUAUCUUCUUUGGUAGUUACCAAGCUGUUAAACACCAUAAGGAGCAGCAGCAACAAUGUAAAAAAAGUGGAGAACAGCCAGAUACAAUGUCUCGCAAAGAAGCAGCAAUAUUUCCUUUUAUUUCCAGUAUUACAUUAGUUGGACUGUAUGUAUUAUAUAAGAUAUUUGACAAGGAGUUAGUUAAUCAAAUCUUAGCUGCAUAUUUUUUUUUCUUAGGAAUCUUAUCUUUGUGUCAUCUUACCAGCCCUUUAAUUUCAUCACUAGUACCUGCUGCAAUUCCAAAAACUCAUUAUCACAUAUUAUUCACUAGGGGUGAAGGUGACAAGGCAGAACAUAUUAUUAAUUAUAAAUUUAACCUUCAUGAUAUUGUUUGUCUAAUAUGUUGUUCCCUUAUUGGAACUUGGUAUUUUCUAAAAAAGCAUUGGAUUGCCAAUAAUUUAUUUGGAAUUGCAUUUGCGAUUAAUGGUGUAGAAUUGUUACAUGUGAAUAAUUUUGUAACAGGAUGUAUUUUGCUUUGUGGACUCUUGUUCUAUGAUGCAUUUUGGGUAUUUGGUACAGAUGUAAUGGUAACAGUCGCGAGAUCGUUUGAAGUACCAAUUAAGUUAGUGUUUCCUCAAGAUAUAUUGGAGAAAGGACUUACAGCUAGCAAUUUUGCCAUGCUGGGUUUAGGUGACAUCGUUUUGCCAGGAAUUUUCAUUGCUCUUUUAUUGCGAUUUGAUAAUAGUUUGAGUAGAAAAACAAAUGUCUAUUUUUAUUCGACAUUUUUUGCAUAUUUCAUGGGACUAUUAGCUACAAUGCUCAUUAUGCAUUUAUUUAAUCACGCACAACCGGCUCUGUUAUAUUUGGUACCUGCUUGUUUAGGUACUCCUUUGCUUCUAGCAUUAGUCAAAGGCGACUUAAAAGCAUUAUUUUCAUAUGAAGAUCAUCCAAUUAAUACGAUACAAACGGAAAAAUCGGCUCAAACACAAGUAGAAAUGAAAAAGGAAACAUAAUGUUUAAGGUGAUCAGUGUAAUAAAAUUUUCAGCAUUUUUAUUAUGCUGUUAUUGUUCUAAAUUUAUCUUAUAUAGAAAAAAAAAAAAAAAAGAUAGUUUGUCUUAUGCUCAAGCUGUACAAUCAUGAAAUUUAAAUUUAAAAGUGUCAAUAUGUAAUUGUCUUACAUGCGCACUGUGAAAUAAUCAUUUGGUUAUCAUUAAUAUAAUUAAUAUCCAUAUAUUUAAAUUCAAUUGAAUCAAUGAUUUAUAAUUAUUUCAUAUUUGUAUUGCUUUUCAUAAAUGUCAAUACAUAUGAAAAGAUUAAUAAUAAUUUAUGGAGCAGUUAUCUAAGGACGGAAAUAAAUAAUCCUCUUUUUUAAUUAAAUUGUUUUUUAUAAGAAAAAUUUUGAGUAAAUAAGAAUUUAUAUUAAUAUGCAUAUCAUAAAUAUCAAUUAAUUUUCAUUGAAAAAUUUUUCAUUUUUCGAAUCGUAAAACAAAAAAUUAGAUUGAAAUUUUUUAUUCUUAUAUAAAAUAAAAUCUUUAUGUUAUCAUAGAAAUUAGACUUAUAAUCGAAUUGAUUUAAAAUCUCUGAUAAAAAAUCUUUGUCUAUUUUUUUAAAACUACAAAAUAUUUAAAAUUACAAUUACAAAUAAUUCUUUGAAUUUAUUAUUAUUUUAUGAACUUGUAAUUUUAUCAAAUACAUACAAUUUUUUUAUAAUCUACAAUUGUUUUAAUUUAUGAAAUUUAUGAAAAAUAAAUUUUGUAGAAUAUGUAUAGUUAGAAAAAUUUGUAAACAUUUUUGAAAAUAUAAUAAAAUUAUAUUCUUUUCAUUUACA
Messenger RNA from Apis cerana (Asiatic honeybee), 2148 nucleotides. RefSeq names its product minor histocompatibility antigen H13. Gene Ontology annotation, cellular component: cytoplasmic side of endoplasmic reticulum membrane; lumenal side of endoplasmic reticulum membrane; membrane. Gene Ontology annotation, biological process: membrane protein proteolysis. Gene Ontology annotation, molecular function: aspartic endopeptidase activity, intramembrane cleaving. The record is from RefSeq and is a predicted model, not a curated record. Lineage: Eukaryota; Metazoa; Arthropoda; Insecta; Hymenoptera; Apidae.